Messenger RNA from Scatophagus argus, 2073 nucleotides. RefSeq lists its product as uncharacterized. NCBI's taxonomy places the organism in Eukaryota, Metazoa, Chordata, Actinopteri, Scatophagidae. Bases 790 to 1494 code for a protein of 234 amino acids. The record is from RefSeq and is a predicted model, not a curated record. The transcript has 4 exons.
UGUUACACGUGUUGCUACUUGUACUGCGUCUCCUGAAGCUGUUACUGUAAGUAUGCUGUGAUUCUUUGUAGAAUAUCACAGUACAUGUACUUGUAUCACAGUAUGCUGCUAAGAAACUCUCCUAUUUGAUGUACUACAGUUACUUGUACUACUUUGCUGUCACUGCGUGUCCUGGACUGUUACUACCUGUACAGCUGGAACUACUGUACUUCUGGUAUUAGUAUAGUAUUAAGUUUGGUACUACAACAAAUAUCACAACUUGCUGCCACUAUCAGGCUCCCAUUCCCAGAACUACAACUCAAAUUUUACUACUGCAAGUACUCCAGCUGUUUUCACUACUACUUUUACUUUGCAGUUACUACUGCAGUUGUUCCUCAGUGGUAUUUGUUAAUGGCACCAGUACUCCUGUUACUGCUACUACUAAAACCACUGUGAGUACUCCUUCUUAAAAACACCAUCUGUGAGCCUGAUUUCUGCCUCUGGCAUGAAUAUUUAUGAAGUACUCCUACUGGUGCUGCUGUCAGAGGGUGAGGCACCACGGUGGGUGUGAUGUCGUCCGAAAAGUCGUUUGAUUAAGCCAAACUUUGGCACGGCUUCCUGACAUCGAGGGCAUACAGCUGGAGAUCAGGUUUCACUGCUGCUGAGCUGCUGAUGUGAGGCGGCAGUUGGUCAUCAGAUCUCACAAACACUCUGUCACCUUGUGAAACAGGAAGUGAAGUGCAUUUCGCUCAGCGUGUGGGAAGACGGAGGGAGCGAUCAGAGGGUUUCAGACGGUUUCUCUUGCUGCUGAUGGUCUACCUGAUCAUGGAUCUGCUCUGGAUGGUCCUCCCGGUGUUUGUGGUUUGUGCCGAGGCCAAGAACCUGACUGAGGUUAAGGUGGAACUGGGUCAAAACGCCACCUUAAACUGCUCUGUGGACAAGCCAAUGAUCUACUGGUACAUGGAGGUCCACAGCCAUUUCAUAGUGCGCAUCGCCGACUCUUUCAGCAGUGGUACUCGUCAUCAAAACUGGAUUGAUAACAUCACAGACAAACUCGUAGUCGUCCCCAGAAACUCUCUCGUGAUCAUGAACAUCACAGCAGACGACUGCAGGCUUUAUUACUGUGCUGUAAGGGAAGGAGACCAGAUCAAGUUUGAAGAGGUCUUCCGUGUUGUCUCAUGUGUUCCUAUGACUCCGCCCACCGACGACUCCAAAGACAAACACCAACAGCAGCAGCACAGCUUGAGUCUGUGGCAAAGUGCGCCCGUCGUGUACAGCUCACUCAGCCUCAACGCACUCCUCUUAGUGCUUAUAGGCUCAGUUUCUACAUUCUUGUGUCUGAAGAGGAAGAACCAUCAGCUGAACGACACGUCACAUUUCACUGAUGAGAACCUCGAGAUGCUGGAAAGACCACAGUACGAGGAGAUCCAUCUCCCACCCUGCAGACCCUCCCCUCCUGCAGAGUGUAUUUACUACAAAGCUCAGCUCCCUCUGUCCACACCGCUGCCACACUGACAUCCGGGACACCUGGACGAAUGCAGGACACCUGUCCACGUCCCUGCAGUCUGUUGGACAGCAGACAGUUGGAGAGAAGAGAUGCUGCUUCAGUACCUCAGAGCUCCAAAGCUUUUGGACAAAGCGUUCAGAGGACUCGUCCAGGCUGACGGUGCGGGUUGAGACACUUCCUGACUGGAGGAAGAACUGCUGAUGUUAGCUGCUGCAAACACAUUGUGCUGCAAUCCCGUCUGUCUCAUGAGACGAGUUCAGAGGAAUUUCUGAAUAAUCCGAUUGUGCUAUUUUUAACUUAUGUGUGCAUGAGUGAGACUUUGAUCAGCUGACUGGCUGUUUGCCGUUCAUGACUUCACAAACAUAAGGACAAAUCUGACAAUCAUGGAGCAACAGCAGCCAUCUAAUUAUAUGAAAUUAAAAGUUUAUUAAUAAUGAGGACAAUUUAAAAUCUGUUCAGUCCAUUAUGACUGAAUGUUUGAACCACUGACGGAUUACUGUUAGCUUUUUGUCAGCUUUUGUCUCACUAGAUUGCAGUUGGUUUUAAAACGUGUGGCUUCUUGUGAUAUUAAAUACACAACAAAUCAA